Messenger RNA from Aspergillus nidulans FGSC A4, 1539 nucleotides. RefSeq names its product protein CYP584E1. Bases 1 to 1539 code for a protein of 512 amino acids. The record is from RefSeq and is a predicted model, not a curated record. Gene Ontology annotation, biological process: secondary metabolite biosynthetic process. NCBI's taxonomy places the organism in Eukaryota, Fungi, Ascomycota, Eurotiomycetes, Eurotiales, Aspergillaceae. Gene Ontology annotation, molecular function: oxidoreductase activity; monooxygenase activity; oxidoreductase activity, acting on paired donors, with incorporation or reduction of molecular oxygen, reduced flavin or flavoprotein as one donor, and incorporation of one atom of oxygen. The transcript is spliced from 2 exons.
AUGGCGCUCCUCGGCCUGCUCGAAACCUACCGAGAUCCGCUCGCCUUUGUGGCUGCCCUCUCCGCGGUGUUUUACCUUCUCUCCUGCCUGCACCGACGAUGGCGACGGUACCAGUUUGCAAAGGAGAACGGAUGCGAACCGGUCGUGGGAAAGAUCCCUAGCUAUGAUCCUUUUCUAUCGCUCGACAGACUCUAUCGCUUGACCAAGCUGGCCAGAAACCGCAAGUUGCUGGAAAACAACGUUCAGCGGUUCAAGGAAUUUGGCAAUACCCAUCGAGCCAAACGCAUCACCACGCCGAUGAUCGUGACGCGCGAUCCGCAAAAUAUAAAGGCUAUUCUUUCACUGAAGUUUGGUGACUAUAGCAUGGGCGAUAGGAUCAGGAUUUUUGGCCCUCUCCUGGGCCACGGCAUCUUCACCUCUGACGGCGAGGACUGGGCCCGAUCCCGCCAUAUGAUCCGCCCCAACUUCGUCAAAGAACAAGUCGCGCACCUUGAGAUUUUCGAAGAACUCAUGGACGACCUCUUUGCCCUUAUACCGACCGACGGCAGCACUGUCGAUCUUCAGGAACUAUUUUUCGGCUUCACGAUCGACUCUGCGACUGAAUUUCUUUGCGGCCAUAAUGUUCAUAGUCUGAAGAAGCGGCGAUCAGGGGUUAUAGAUGACGAGCCGGACUUCGCUGAAGCUUUCAACUACUCGCUUGACAACAUCUCGAAGAAUGGCCGUUUUGGCCCACUGAUGUUUCUGAAUCGUGACCCGAAAGCUGUUGAAUCGCAUCGCAUUUGUCACGAGAGCAUGGACCAGUUCGUAGACAAGGCUAUCAGAAUGCGCGAGAGAUAUAAUGAAGAGAAGAUUGUCGACGAGGCUGCAGAGCGCAGGUACAUGUUCCUUUACGGAUUGGCUCAGCAAACCGGCGACCGGAGGCGAAUCCGUGAUGAAGUUUUGAAUAUCCUCUUAGCAGGUCGCGACACGACGGCUUCGCUUCUGAGCAACAUGUUCUUUCUGCUGGCAAAACAUCCAAGCACCUGGGCGAAACUGCAGGAGGAGGUCGCUACACUUGAAGGCCGUGCUCCGACUUACGAGCAGCUGCGGAAUAUGAAGUACCUUAAAUACUGUCUCAACGAAACGCUCCGUCUCUUCCCUGUCGUUCCGGUCAACUCACGCACCGCCAUCAGAGACACGGUCCUUCCCGUUGGUGGUGGCCCAGACGGCCAGUCGCCCGCUUUUGUGCCCAAGGGCACGAUGGUCGCGUACAGUGUCUACGCCAUGCAUCGCCGAGAAGAUUAUUAUGGGGCUGAUGCCGAAGAGUUCCGUCCCGAGCGUUGGGCCGAUCUACGACCCGGUUGGGAAUACCUGCCGUUUAAUGGAGGCCCUCGGAUUUGCGUAGGCCAGCAGUAUGCCUUAACUGAAGCAGCGUAUGUCACAACGCGACUCGCUCAGCGAUACUCAAUUCUGGAGAGUCGUGAUCCUGGCCCAUGGGAGGAAAAGCUGACGUUGACGUUGUGCUCGUAUAAUGGAACCCAAGUCAGUCUUCGGCAUUAA